CCCGAUUCUGCAGGUGUAGUUGCUCGAAUGAGGGCCUGGUGUGGGCUUCCUAGAGCAUAACUCUGGAGCAGAUGAGGAAAUUAUCGGAGCACAAGUUCGGUGAAGAUGACCAAUCUGAUCAGUUCAGUAUCACCAUCAUCGAGGUAAUGCAGGAAGACUAUGGAAUGUUUGUCUGGCCUUGUAGCAUUGUACUGGCCGAAUAUGUAUGGCAACAAAGAGCACGAUUUUCUGGUGCCACCGUUGUUGAACUAGGUGCUGGGACUUCCCUGCCUGGAUUAGCUGCCGCAAAAUUGGGAUCAGAGGUGAUACUGACAGACAAUGCAGAAGAAGAGCAGGUACUGGAAAAUAUGCAGGCAAUUUGUUCCCUCAAUGGGCUCUCUUGUAAGGUGGUUGGUCUAACCUGGGGGGAGUGGGAUACACAGUUAUUUGAGUUGAGACCUCAAAUCAUUCUUGGUGCAGAUGUGUUGUAUGAAUCCAAUGCUUUUGAUGAUCUAUUCGCGACAGUGGCAUUCCUACUACAUAAUUCUCCAGGCUCAGUCUUCAUAACAACUUAUGACAAUAGGAGUGGACAUCAUCUUAUUGAGUAUUUAAUGGUAAAAUGGGGGUUAAAAUGUGUGAAGAUUUUGGAUGCCUACUCAUUCAUGCCUGCGUCAAAGUCUUCUUCCAUACAUGGCAGCAUCGAACUAGUGGAGAUAAAGACUGAGGGUACUGUAUCAUAAGGUAAAAUGCUUCAUGUCUUUGAGGUGGAUUUGGAGACCAACCCAGUUGCAAGGUCUCACCUACAUUGACAGGUAGUUCUAGCCCAACGGAAGGGCUGUUAUUGUCUCAGCUAGAGUUAGAUGAAAGGAUGAAGCACCAUAUUCUUGGUCAGUUCUCUUGUUUUUAUGUUUUCUUUUCUCCCUUUUAGUGCAUCUCAGUCAGAAAUCUUGUGGGAAUAGACGAAAGGUAGCCAAAUUUUGGUCAAAUAUAUAAUUUGUGUACUCAUUAUACAAAGUUCAGUGAACAGAAAGUCCAAAGAAGACCUUCACAA
Nymphaea colorata (pocket water lily) is the source of this 1030-nucleotide messenger RNA. RefSeq lists its product as uncharacterized. The transcript has 8 exons. Bases 72 to 719 code for a protein of 215 amino acids. Gene Ontology annotation, cellular component: cytoplasm; nucleus. NCBI's taxonomy places the organism in Eukaryota, Viridiplantae, Streptophyta, Magnoliopsida, Nymphaeales, Nymphaeaceae. The record is from RefSeq and is a predicted model, not a curated record.